AUGACGGGCCCACACGGCCAGGCGCAAGAAAUUAUGGACCUGGACGGCAUGCCGAGUCUAGGACUGGACGACGUCGACCUGGAGAUGCUGGCGGCGGGGCCUGCCGAAGUACAGUACAAUGAGAUUAUGGAGAAGCAUGUGCUGCAGUACUUUGGGUUCUACGGCACCACAGCCGACACCACGCAGGGCUCCGCCGCCGUGCGCAGCGUCGCAGGCAGCGGCGGCGGCAGCGGCGGCGGCAGCGGCGGUGGCAGCGGCGGCGGCAGCGCGCCCGCAAGCCGCGGCGGCAGCGGCAGCGGUGCGCAGGCGUUGCUGGGUGGCGCCAGCAUCAAUGCCCAGAUGCUGCUGGGCAGCGGCAGCGGCAUCGGCAGCUCGCUGCUGCUGGGCGGCACCAGCGGCGUGGGCGGCCAGCUGCUGCUGGGCGGGCCCGGCGGCGCCGCGCCCGCCGUCGGCUCCGCCGCGCAGCACGUGGAGAUGCUGCUGGCGGGCACCCACCCCAGCAUGCGCGGCGGCAGCCUGGCCGACUGGCUGGCGGCAGACGGGCCCAUCAUCUCCAUGACACAGAGCGGCCUGCCGGACAGGCAAGGCGGUGCGCCGGCGCACGGCCAGGUGAUCGACGUGCAGCUGGUGGGGCACGGCGCGGCACACGGCGGCAGCAUGCCCCCGCCGCCGCCCGUGGUGCCCGGCGGGCAGGCGUCGGUGCAGGCGCAGCUGCACGCGCAGCUGCAGGCCCACCAGGCGCAGCAGGCGCAGCAGGCGCAGCAGGCGCAGCUGCAGCUGCAGUUCCAGCAGGCGGCGGCCAUGCAGCAGCCGGGCCCGCUGCAGCAGCAGCUGCAGUUCCAGCAGCAGCAGCAGCCGCAGCAGGCGCCCAUGGUGCUGCAGCUGCCGGGCGGCAUGCCCAUGCUGCACCCCGCCUUUUACAGCCCCAGUGGGGUGCCGCAGGGCACGCAGGGGGGCGGCGGCGGCGCGUGGAUGCAGGCACAGCAGGCGCAGCAGCAGGCACAGCAGCAGCAGGCGCAGCAGGCGCAGCAGCUCAACAUGGCCUUCUACCAGCAGCAGGCGGCGCACAUGCAGGGGCAGUACCAGCAGGCCGGCCCCUCCAUGCAGCAGCAGCAGCAACAGCAGCAGCAGCAGCUGGACCCUCAGCUCCUGCAGAUGCUGGCCGCGGAGCCGCUGCCCGUGGCCAGCCCCGUGGCCAGCUCCGGCGGCAAUGCCGGCGCCGGGAGCAUGGGCGCGGCCGCGCCCGCGGCGGGGCCCGACCACGCGCUGCCGCCGAUGAUGUCGGCGGCGGACCUGCCGCUCAUGUCGCCCGCCGACGUGGCGGCGGCGCUGGCGCCACCUCAGCAGCCCCGUGGCGGCGGCCCUGCCUCCGCCAGCACCAGGGCCCGCGGGGCGGCAUCAGACGAGGAUGUGACCGAGGCGUCGGCCAUGAGCGGCGGCGGCGCCAGCGCGGGCGAGAAGGCCCCCGCGGGGCCCGCGCAGCCCAGCAACAAGCGCUUCUCGGACAGACAGAAGGCCAAGAUCUCCAACCUGGAGGCGGAGCUGAACAAGCUGCAGGAAAGCAUGGCGCAGGUCAAGCUGGAGAAUGACCGGCUGAAGAGCAAGAACCUGGAGGUGGAGCAGCAGCUGCGCACCCAGGAGCAGCUGCAGCAGCUGGCGGCGGUGGCGGUGACGGCGACGGCGUCGCAGCAGCAGCAGCAGGAGCCGGGCGAGGGGGGCGGCGGGGGCGCCCAGGCGGCCGGCGCCUCGCCCACCAAGCAGGGCACGCGCGCGCCGCCCCUGGGCGUGGCCGUGGGCUUGUCGCCGCCCAACAGCCAGCGCAAGCUGCUGGCGCACUUGUCAGUCAGCAUGAGGCCAGCGGACAGAGAGAUGCGGGCGGUGGCGGCGCUGACCUGGCCCAAGCUGCAGGAGUGGUACUGCCAGCUGCUCGUGCGCCUCGGGGAGGCGGUGGUGCAGGCGGCGGCGUUGGGGCCUGCCGAGGCCGACGCGAAUGCCAAGGAGGCGCUGAAGUGCGGGCGCUACUGGGACCUGCUGGUGCUCAUCUCCCGCCCAGACCUCUCCAGCAAGCUGCUCCACGACGACCUGUCGGCAGGCCUGCCCGCCGCCUCGCUGUCUGCCGCGGCGGCCGCCGCCGCGAGCGUGCCCGUGCAGCCCGGCGCGCCCGGCGGCUGGCCCGCGGCCGCGGUGGCGGCCAUGCAGCUGUCGCCACCGCAGCGGCAGGCGCUGGCGGCGGCCUGGCAGCGGCACCAGGAGGCGGCGGGGCAGCGGGCGCAGCGCAAGAACGAGCUCCUCAACGCCAUCCGCAGCGGCUUCCUGCAGGCAGGCUAG
Molecule: messenger RNA, 2328 nt
Organism: Chlorella variabilis
Lineage: Eukaryota; Viridiplantae; Chlorophyta; Trebouxiophyceae; Chlorellales; Chlorellaceae
Exons: 7
Coding region: 1-2328 (775 amino acids)
Source: RefSeq, a predicted model, not a curated record